Molecule: messenger RNA, 855 nt
Organism: Aricia agestis (brown argus)
Lineage: Eukaryota; Metazoa; Arthropoda; Insecta; Lepidoptera; Lycaenidae
Gene: p27K
Product: 27 kDa hemolymph protein-like
Exons: 7
Coding region: 96-779 (227 amino acids)
Source: RefSeq, a predicted model, not a curated record
AAUAUGGCAUAUUAUAUAAACAGUCCAGUCGCGGAUAACUUCAGUUGGCUCUCGACUUCUGGAUCACAGGGACGUCUCCAAGAAAACUCAUCAUCAUGAUCUGGAAGGCAAUUUUGGUCGCCGUUUUGGCUGUCGGCGUGCUGGCCGAGUACGAGCUGACUGAUGCCCAGCGCCAGCAGAUGAGGGAACUGCUCCGUCAGACCUGCAAGAAGAACGGCAAUGAGGACAAGGCUGAUGCUGUUGAGGCUACCGUCAAGAACUUCGCUGAGUGCGUCAAGACCCUGUUCAACCCCGACACCAUCAAGCAGGAGAUCGAAGCCGCCAAGCCCAACGGCGAACUCGACGAGGUCUUCAAGAAGUACUGCGCCAAAUCCCCCCAACUGAAGACAUGCAUCCACACGCUGACGACCGGCGUGACUCCCUGCCUGGACGCCAAGGUGCGCGACCACAUCGCCUACGUCGACAACUCCACUGACUCCCUCAUCGACUUCCUCUGCUACAGGGACGGAGACAGGAUCGCUAUGUUCAUCGCCGAGCACGGCCCCGAGUGCAUGCAGACCAAGACCAGCGACAUCCGCGAGUGCGCCAACAAGAUGAGGGAGGGCAUCUCCAGCCUCGACGACGCCAAGAGCCUCACUCUUGAGCAACAAUGCGGCAAGUUUGACGAGCUGGCCUCAUGCGUAGUGAAGGCGCUGGAGGGCUGCGAGUCCGACACGCCCAGCAACAUGGUCCAGUCACUCUUCAACUACAUCAAGAAGGGUAGCCCUUGCAAGAAGUGAAGUCCAUCAUCAAAGACUGCAGAAUGAAGAUGAAUCUAGCGAUAUUUUAAAUAUAUGCUAACGUGAUUUUUUAAAA